AUGGGCUACAGAAUUAUCCUGGGAAGACCAUGGCUGCACGGGAUGAAAGUUGUGCCAUCGACAUAUCAUCAGUUGCUUAAAUUCUCAACUCUCGAGGGGAUCAACCAAACAAGAGGUGACCAACCGGCGGCAAGGGAGAUGAAUGCGAUUUCAGUCUCCGGUAGCAAAGGGAAAGAACAUGCGGUACCAGAAGAGACGGACGCAACAAAGUCCACAACGGAAGAGUUUGAGCAAUUCGCAUUGUUCGAAAAGUUCUUGGAGAGGAAAUUCCACUUGGAGACAGGACUGCACCCCGAGCUCAGCUCUGAAUAUGACAGGUAUCCCAACGGAAGUGGUCGUACACAAGAUAAGCCUGGAUCUCAACAUUCCUCCGGUAAGACAGAAAAAACGUCCAUUGUCGAGGCCAGAAAUAAAUUCGUCAAAGAGGAGGUAACUCGUUUACUCGGUAUCGGUUCUAUUCGAGAGGUAAAGUAUUCGGACUGGCUAGCUAACGUAGUAGUAGUUCCUAAGAAGAAGAAUAAAUUUCGCAUGUGUGUAGACUACAAGGACUUGAAUAAGGUGUGUCAAAAGGAUUCGUUCCUAUUGCCAAACAUCAAUCAAAUGAUUGAUGCAACAGCCAGGAACGAGUUAAUGAGUUUACUCGAUGCUUACUACGGGCUAAAGAGCGCCAGAGCCACUUAUCAACGGCUUGUAAACAAAAUGUUUGAAAGGCAAAUAGGGAAAACCAUGAAAGUUUAUAUAGACGAUAUGCUUGUUAAGUCUUUGAAUUCAAGUGAUCAUCUUAAACACUUGCAAGAGACUUUUGACAUCCUAAGGAAGCAUAACAUGCAGCUCAACCCUGAGAAGUGUGCGUUCGGGGUUAGUUCCAGUUCAUUUCCGGCCUUCAGAGAAAAGCCAUCAUUUUUUUUCGUUACUCAAGAAGAAGAACAACUUCGAAUGGACCUCGGAAUGUCAGCAUGCCUUAAGGGAUUUGAAAAGUUACUUGUCAAGUCCUCCAUUAUUAUCAAAGCCGAAGGAAGGCAAAAAAUUAUUAAUCUAUUUAGCAGUCUCAGAGGUAACAGUAAGCGCCAUUUAGACUAUGAGAGCGAAGGUACGCAAUCUCCAAUUUAUUACGUUCGUAAAAUUUUAGCAGGAGCAGAAACUCACUACCCGCAUUUGGAUAUGUUGGCCUUAGCCCUCGUAGUCGCCGCUCAAAAACUAAGGACUUAUGUCCAAUAUCACCCCAGAGCAGUGGUGACCACCUUUCCCUUGCGGAAUAUCCUUCAUAAACCCAAACUUUCAGCUAGGACUCGAAUUGGCCCGAGGAUAGAUUCUAAGGUCAUAGAAAUCAAAUGCGACUCCCAGCUAGUGGUGAAUCAGGUCUACGGGAUCUUUGAAGCCAAAGGGGAACGGAUGCAACAUUACGUAGCAAAGGUUCAGGCUCUGUUUGCUCGGUUCCGGGAGUGGUCAAUUACUCAUAUCCCAAGGAAAGAAAAUGCAAAAGCAGAAGCAUUAGCUAACCUUAGCUCAUCAACAAAAAUGAAGGGGCCGGACUCCGGUAUGAUCGUACAGCUUAUGCUUCUGGAUGCAGAUAACUAUUAUGAGGUGAACGCGACUAAUUUGGUCUGGGACUGGAGGAAUGAGAUCAUUGAUUACAUCGAUCACGGAAAGAUGCCUGAAGAUCCUAAGUCAUCCCGGGCACUACGCCAAAGCAGCACAAUAUAG
Nicotiana attenuata is the source of this 1704-nucleotide messenger RNA. RefSeq lists its product as uncharacterized. The coding region runs from base 1 to 1704 and encodes 567 amino acids. Gene Ontology annotation, molecular function: nucleic acid binding; RNA-DNA hybrid ribonuclease activity. The record is from RefSeq and is a predicted model, not a curated record. The transcript is spliced from 6 exons. NCBI's taxonomy places the organism in Eukaryota, Viridiplantae, Streptophyta, Magnoliopsida, Solanales, Solanaceae.